AAGCCACUUCAAGCGAUCAUACCACAUGUGGCUGGCCAACCAGACCCUGGGUGGUGACUUUUUCCUGUUGGGAAUCUUUAGCCGGAUCUCACACCCUGGCCUCCUCUGCUUGCUUAUCUUCAGUAUAUUUUUGAUGGCUGUGACUUGGAAUAUUACAUUGAUACUUCUGAUCCACAUUGACUCCUCUCUGCAUACUCCCAUGUACUUCUUUAUAAACCAGCUCUCCCUCAUAGACUUGACAUAUAUUUCUGUCACUGUCCCCAAAAUGCUGGUGAACCAGCUGGCCAAAGAGAAGACCAUCUCGGUCCUUGGGUGUGGGACUCAGAUGUACUUCUACCUGCAGUUGGGAGGUGCAGAGUACUGCCUUCUAGCUGCCAUGGCCUAUGACCGCUACGUGGCCAUCUGUCAUCCUCUCCGUUACUCUGUGCUCAUGAGCCAGAGGGUAUGUCUCCUCCUGGCAUCAGGUUGCUGGUUCGUGGGCUCAGUGGAUGGCUUCAUGUUCACUCCCAUCACCAUGACCUUCCCCUUCUGCAGAUCCCAUGAGAUUCACCACUUCUUCUGUGAAGUCCCUGCUGUUUUGAAGCUCUCUUGCUCAGACACCUCACUUUACAAGAUUUUCAUGUACUUGUGCUGUGUCAUCAUGCUCUUGAUCCCUGUGACAGUCAUUACAGUGUCUUACUACUUUAUCAUCCUCACCAUCCAUAAGAUGAACUCAGCUGAGGGUCGGAAGAAGGCCUUCACCACCUGCUCCUCCCACAUGACAGUGGUCAGCCUCUUCUAUGGAGCUGCUAUUUACAACUACAUGCUCCCCAGCUCCCACCACACCCCGGAGAAAGAUAUGAUGGUGUCCUUUUUCUACACUAUCCUUACACCUGUGUUGAACCCUAUCAUUUACAGUUUCAGGAAUAAGGAUGUCACAGGGGCUUUGAAAAAAAUGCUAAGAAUGCAGAAAGCUCCAUAUUAAAGUGUGAAAGAACUUAAGUUGGUCCUCUCUUCUUAGGGUCUCUCUCUUCACUUUAGGUGUCCUUCCUAUAAAACAA
Macaca mulatta (Rhesus monkey) is the source of this 1040-nucleotide messenger RNA. RefSeq names its product olfactory receptor 2T10. Gene Ontology annotation, cellular component: membrane. Gene Ontology annotation, molecular function: G protein-coupled receptor activity; olfactory receptor activity. The record is from RefSeq and is a predicted model, not a curated record. Gene Ontology annotation, biological process: G protein-coupled receptor signaling pathway. NCBI's taxonomy places the organism in Eukaryota, Metazoa, Chordata, Mammalia, Primates, Cercopithecidae.